AUGAAGCUACUAUAUAAAAAAGCAGAACAUGAUGGUAUGGUAAUAUCUCUAUUAACUGAAGAAGAUGAUGAUUUAUGGAAUUUGUAUAAUUUAAUAAGUAUUAAUGAUUUGUGUGAAGCAUAUACAUCAAGAAAAGUUCAUAAAGAAUUAGGAAAUAAUUCAUAUGCUACUGAAAUAAGAAAGAUGGUAUUAGUUUUAAAUAUAACUAAAAUAGAUUUUGAUUCAAUAAAUAAUAAUUUAAGAAUAUCAGGAAAAAAUGUAAAAAAUAAUGAAUUUGUUAAGAUUGGACAAUAUCACACAUUUGAUAUAGGUAUUAAUGAAAAAAUAAAAAUAGUAAAAAAAAAUUGGGAUAAUGUAUUUAAAGAUAAAUUAGAAGAAUGUACAAAUAUUCAAAAUAUUUCGGAAGUUGGUAUUUUAUUAAUUGAUUGUGGGCAUGCAAAUAUGUAUCUAAUGACAGACCAUUUAUAUAAAACAGUUUUUAAUAUAAAUAAAAUAAUACAUAAAAAAAAAAGUGAAAAUAAUAUAAAUUCUAUGUAUAAAAAAUCAUUAGAUAAUUUUUUUAAAGAAGUUUUAAUUAACUUAAUGAAAAAUAUGAAUUAUGAAAAAAUAAAAUGUAUUGUUUUAGGAGGACCAGGUUUCUUUAAAACUGAUUUUUUUGAUUAUAUAUAUAAUAAGUCUGAUAUGAAAAAUAAUAAAGAAAUUUUAAGUAUUAAGAAUAAAUUUAUUAUUGUAAAAACAAGUAAUAUAUAUAAAAAUUCUUUAAAUGAAAUAAUUAAUGAUAAUAAUAUGAAAAAAAUGAUUUUAAAUAUGAAAGUGGUAUCACAUGUAGAUAUAUUAAAUAAGUUUUAUAAGCUUUUUGAACAAAAUGAAAAGAAAAUAUGUUAUGGUGAUUCAGAAAUUGAAUAUGCAACUUCUUUAAAUGCUAUUGAAUCUUUGUUAAUAACUGAUGGAAAAAUAAGAAAUUGUAAUGCUGAUAUUAGAAAAAAAUAUGUUAAAAUUAUAGAAAAAGUGAAAAAAAAUGGAAAAGUUUUUAUAUUUUCUGAUAACCAUAUAUCUGGCGAACAAUUAAAUGCAUUAACAGGUAUUGCUGCUAUUUUAAAAUUCCCAGUCAAUUUUGAAAAUGAAAAAAAAUAUUAUGAGGAUGAUUAUAAUAUCUAA
Molecule: messenger RNA, 1158 nt
Organism: Plasmodium yoelii
Lineage: Eukaryota; Apicomplexa; Aconoidasida; Haemosporida; Plasmodiidae
Exons: 1
Coding region: 1-1158 (385 amino acids)
Biological process (GO): nuclear-transcribed mRNA catabolic process, non-stop decay; nuclear-transcribed mRNA catabolic process, no-go decay; nonfunctional rRNA decay
Cellular component (GO): cytoplasm
Source: RefSeq, a predicted model, not a curated record